AUGGCGAGUCAGACGAACUCAUCAACACCCAGGUCGUCUGCGGUGAACGCAACCCCUUCCGCUACUGCCUCAUCACUACAUUUGAUCUCAAGCUCCCCCAAACCCAUUUCCCCAGGUUCACUGUCUAGUUUGCCGACACUCGCAUCACCAUCGCCAUCAAUAUCAACAUCGCAUCUAAGCCAGCAAAGUACGCCGAGGAAUACCGUGACAGAAACUUCUCCAUCAGUGUCCCAACCUCGGCUCGACACCACCCCUCAAAGGCUACAGCCGACUGAAAUUAGCACACCAGAAGACGAAGACUCAUCUGAUGGCCAGAAACCUGGCCAAGAUGUUGUCCAAGGAACGGAGAGACCAGCACCGGAAGCUCAACCUACGCCGACGAGGAUUGAAUCACCGCCUGCAAGGAAUCAGCCGCCGCAAAUCAGCCAAACACCAACCAUUCCCCUGGCACCUAAGCCAAGCCCUACCGGAAAUAGCCCGACAGCACAGAGGGAUGAUCCAACACCGUCGAAGCAACCAGAUCCGAAUAUAGUGAGUCCAGAUGGUGAUCGUGGGUCAAAACUGUCAAGCGUAGGUGUCGUGGUUCCUGUAAUACCGACGACCCUGAGAACAGCAACCAACAGCAUUUCACCUAAUACCGAGAACGAAGUCGGGAGAGGCUCGUCUACUGCUAUUUUAUCUACUACAAGCGCAGUGGGCGCUCCAUUCCUGGGUAAUGAGCCCGAAACCACAUCUACAGUCCCUCCCAACGUGGGCGUUGGCCGAACAGGCGGCGGAGUAGGCGCAACCGACGAUACAAGCCAUAGCGGUCAAAAGAAUAUGUCUACCGGUGCUAUCGUGGGUAUAUCUGUUGGCGCAUUUGCAGCCGUAAGCUUAAUAGCCCUUCUAUUUUGGCUCUGGAGAAGAAGAUCGAUGAAGAAACGGACUGGGUCACUGUAUUCCCCAGUGGCCGAUCCCGACACAAACCCGAGGCAAUGGGGACAAAGUGGGAUUGGUAUAUCACCACAACGGCUCUUUCGGCCAAGAAGAGACCCCAGUAGCCUUGACAAUUUCGGGGUGUCAAAUGUUGCGGCGGUGGCACCAAACAUGGCAGAGAGAACUGCUGCUCCCGGAUUAUUAGGUCGGGGCCGUAUUAACAACCAGGAAUAUACUGAAUAUGCUCCUCUGAGGUAUAAUGGGCACUCCCGGGACAACUCAAAUACCAUUGGCACGAACCAACCUAAUUUUGGACUUGGGCAACGCCAGAUCGAGCCUUCGAACCCCUUCUCAGAUAGGAACGCUGUCGACGUGGCCCCCCAACUACCAUCAUUACCUGCGACUGCUCUUGUAUUUGACAUGCCAUGGGGGAACCAGAGCAAGGACUCAGGCAAUGCCGGUGCAGCCGACUCCCGUACAUCUCGUGGAAGAUCCCUUAGUGCGACUGUUAGAGCGUCUCAAUACCCAAGCGUGCCACCAGCUCCGUCGAGACCACAUUCGGUCCACCGAGAAUCUAUACAAAGCGUCGAUUCAUUUACCAAUAAACGGAACAAGUUUCGCUCAGAUCCGUUUGACCUGGAGAUUGAAAGCCGUUUAAUAUCCGGCCAGAGCCCCAUACCAGAAAUGCCUCGACGUACGGCAGCAAGUUCGACGUACAGUGCUCAGCCCGAUAGUGGCCCGUCAUCUCGAUAUACCAGUGGCGUGAGUGUGAGCGGCUGGAGUGUGAUACAUGCCGGCGGUGCCUCCUCCAAAGCAGUGCAAACACAGGCCAAUAACAUUAUCAGUUGGGACCACCCCAGAUCAUCAGAAUUUUCGCACCCGAGUGGUGUACCACGGCCGCUAGGAGACAAGAGACAACCCGGUGUGGUGUUUGGGCAAGCUUUAUAG
Molecule: messenger RNA, 1863 nt
Organism: Pochonia chlamydosporia 170
Lineage: Eukaryota; Fungi; Ascomycota; Sordariomycetes; Hypocreales; Clavicipitaceae
Product: sugar transporter
Exons: 1
Coding region: 1-1863 (620 amino acids)
Source: RefSeq, a predicted model, not a curated record